GUAAAGCUCAUAGGAUACAGUGAGAAGCCUAUCAACCUGCAAAUGUUCAUUGGUACAGCAGAUGAUCGCUACUUGAGACCCCAUGCCUUCUACCAGGUCCAUCGGAUAACAGGGAAAACUGUGGCCACGGCUAGCCAAGAAAUCAUAGUGUCCAGCACCAAAGUUCUAGAAAUUCCUCUUUUGCCUGAAAACAACAUGUCAGCCAGUAUUGACUGUGCUGGCAUCUUGAAGCUGCGUAACUCUGACAUAGAACUGCGUAAAGGAGAGACGGACAUCGGACGAAAGAACACCCGGGUGCGCGUGGUGUUCAGGGUGCACAUCCCUCAGGCCAACGGGAAGGUGCUGUCACUUCAGGCGGCCUCCAUUCCUGUAGAAUGCUCUCAACGCUCAGCUCAAGAGUUACCCCAGGUGGAGAAGUCCAGCCUGACCAGCUGUCUGGUCAGCGGGGGAGAGGAGAUGCUCAUCAGUGGCUCCAACUUCUUUCCAGAGUCCAAGGUCAUCUUCCUGGAGAAGGGCCCUGAUGGACGACCACAAUGGGAGUUAGAAGCAAAAAUUAUAUGUGAAAAAUCUCAAGGGUCGUGCAUUCUAGUGGAGGUGCCUCCGUAUCACAGUAAGACUGUGAGCUCAGCUGUGCAGGUGCAGUUCUACGUCUGCAAUGGCAAAAGGAAAAGAAGCCAAUCUCAGCGUUUCACAUACUUGCCAGUGUUGGUCAAACAGGAACAGCGAGAGGACUUGGAGCAUCCUGCUGCGGCCCCUCUGACCAUGCCCCUGGCACACAGUGCCGCUCUGGUGCGCACCCAGCUGCCUUCUCCUGAGCACGGGCCCCCACCGGACGGCCUUCUGUCCAGCUCGCCUCAUGGUCUGGCUGCAAGCUCUGGCCCGGGCCUGCUGGUCCCACACCCCCCCUGCCCCCCGCUCAGCUCCCCCUCAUUCCAACACCUGCCUCACCUUCAGGGACACAGUUUGCAGCAGCCGCCCACAGACUGCCACAUGUCGUUCCAGUCCGGUCCUGGUCCCAGUCCUCUUCCUGCCUCUCCACGCCCGUCCUAUGGCCCCAUGCACAGUCACGCCCCUAGUCUGGCUUUCAACGGCCAGUCCAGUCUGACCGCACAGGGCUAUGAGAGACUCCCCUUUCAUCAGAAUGCUACUACAGGACCCCACUCGGUAGGUCUUGGAUUGGGCUACUCAUCAUCCUCCUGCCCCUCGCCCUCUGCUCUGCCCUCCUCAGCACCCCUCCCAGGCUCCCCUCAGAGUCAGCCUCUUCUGGGCCUUCAUGGCCUAGGCAGCUAUCACUGUGGGCCAAACUCCACACAGGCGCCCUCUCCCACGGCUCACCCACUCCUAGGGCAACACUCAACCCCGCUGCAGCGGACCAUGGCGUACCACCCUGUAGGUCAAAGGUCAGCGUCUUGUCCCACACCCUCUAGUGCCCCCCCUCCCAGGAUGGUCCCCUCUCCACACUCAGGGCCAUCAUCGCCCCAGCUGCACUCUGUGUCGUACCAGUCCCCCUCCUCAUCCUCCCCCACCUCUGGGGGCAGUCCUCUGGGACCUCUGCAGCAGCAUUCAGGACAGCUCUCUCCUCAGACCACCAGCCCUGUCAUGGCCACCCUGUCCCCUCCAGCGGGGCCAUUGGGGCAGUACCCCUCAGACGCAGACAGACUCAACAUUAAACAGGAGCCAGAGGAUAGGGAGCCUGCCUUCCGCUCCAUCGGCCUGCAGGAUAUCACGCUGGAUGAUGUUAAUGAGAUCAUCGGCAGGGAUAUGUCCCAGCACCCUGCUGCAGCACACAACCAGUCAUAGCUAAAGAUCCACCUCCACUCUCAACUCCAACAGCACAGAGGAACUAUGACUGUGGCCAAAGAGAGCUCCACAAGAACCCACACAGUCCCCAUGACGACCAGAGGAAGGUUCCCAGUACCCCUCACCAACUGUUUUGUGACACCUGCUAUGUGAGCCAUGCUGAGACAAAGCUCUUUUUAUAUAGUCCACAUUUACAGCUACGUGUUGUUAGCCCUAUUUCACCAGCACUGACUUCCAUGAACGAUGACCUCUUCUGUGAGCUCCAUAGAAACCUCAGGAGCGUGCAGCCACUGAGCCAGAUCUGCAGUAGCACAAUCAACAGACAACCACACUGCUAUGAAGCUGUCCCUACAUUUGAAAGAAGCUGUCUACAAAUCCCAAUCAGGAAAGAUGUGUAUGGCGUCUCGGCAAUCACAGCACUAUUGAUUGUAGCAUUUUGGUUUAAGGCCAUGGAAAACCUUGGGAUUUUCAGUCUGCAACAUUCCACAUCUUUAAUCUCCUGGGACGUCCGUAGACUGUCUGUCUCAGCCCCUUCUACGCCAAGUUGAACAAAUGCCUUAUAAUGUUUUAGCAGCUUUGAAAGGUAGUGAAAGCUUUUGUUGAUUUGCACAACUGACUAUUUUAGUGUGUGCAUGAUUUAGGAUAGGCUGUGACCCCUUACAUGUCAUGUUACUAGAGUGUUUUGAUGUAUUUUGGCAUGUUAAGAUAGAUAUAGCAACACAUGAAUGAAAGAUGGGAAUGACAUGGAGCUAUGGAGGUGCCCAUUUGCUCUGCAUACACUGGUACAAUGUAUAUUUACCAGGCAAGCUCAAAUGACCCACAAGUGUUUAACAGACUUGGAGAGGCUUUAAUGUGCUUUUGACUGUCCAGCAAUAAUGACUGCAUUUCCCAGAACCCUCUGUGUGCCUUCCGUUUGCUUACAAGACACUUUAACUUCAUGGCAGCAUUGGGAAGUAAUCAUAUGUUUUGUAUUAAAUAUGUUUAUACAUAAUGCUAGUAUACAUAAAAUCCCUUUGUUAGAACAAGGAAGAUUUCAGGUCUGAAAAGACUUUUCCUGUAUGUAGUGCCUCUAUGGCAGCAAUAACAAUCAGGGUCAACCUGAUCAGUCAUAUAGCAAUACUGUGUUGGUCUAGUGUACUUUCAUUGGCUUUUGACAAUGCCACUCCUGCAACUGGCAGACAAGGAGUGUUGUCCAGGAGGGGUUUACUUAGUUUCCUGGUGAAAGUGAAUUUGCUAUGCAUUUUAACAAUGCCUCAUGCCUUAUUAUAAAACUAAUAAUAUAAAAAAAAACAAAAAAAAAAACCUUGAUGCCUAUAGAUUAGACUUUCAACAUAUUGUUUGUGCUAGUUUAAUUGUGUUUGUUGAUUCCCUGGAUUUGACCCUCAGGCUUUUUAAAGACAGAUUCGGUGCAGUGUGCAUUUUCUGUGUAAAUGGAUGCAGUUUGUAUUGAAUGCAACAUAACAGAUAUAUUCUUAUGUGUCCUGUUAUAAAAACAGAGGACAUGUGCAUUCUGUCUAUGCAAAAUGUAAAUGGAACAUUACAUAUUAAGACAUAGAACAGAUUUACUACAUUUUAUGACAAAUUUACUAGUGAUCUCUAGUGGUGGUAUUUAUCACUGAGAUGAUGCCUUAUAUACCAUUUUGACAAGACAUGUAUGAACACUCUUACGAUUUUAAAAUAAAUAUAGGCAAUUUUCAAAAACCAGCAAUGACCCCAAACUCUGGAUGCAGUCCUCUCUGUCAAAACCAAAGAUCAAACAAAAUGUCCCCAUGAAACUGUAGUUCAAUGCUACCUAUUUGAUAUUUUCAAAUGGAUGUCAUUCCUAGAAUGUUUGGUACACAUCAGUGUGUUGUGUGCAACUCAUAUGCAGAAUUUAAUGCAUACAUCUAUGCCUAUAUAUUGUAUAUUAGUAUUGUAAAAAAUGUAAGGGAAAUACAGUUUUAGCUUACGUUUACCAGGCCGUGUAUUGUAAUUUCUUGUAUAUUUUGUAUGUUGAAAUUUUGUAAUUUUUAAGACUGCAGUGCUUUUUGCAUUAUACUGUACUGUAGGCUUUAAAUAGUGUACAUCAAUAAAAAACAAAA
Boleophthalmus pectinirostris (great blue-spotted mudskipper) is the source of this 3881-nucleotide messenger RNA. RefSeq names its product nuclear factor of activated T cells 3a (gene nfatc3a). Gene Ontology annotation, cellular component: transcription regulator complex. The transcript is spliced from 8 exons. Gene Ontology annotation, molecular function: RNA polymerase II cis-regulatory region sequence-specific DNA binding; transcription factor binding; DNA-binding transcription factor activity, RNA polymerase II-specific. The coding region runs from base 43 to 1800 and encodes 585 amino acids. Lineage: Eukaryota; Metazoa; Chordata; Actinopteri; Gobiiformes; Gobiidae. Gene Ontology annotation, biological process: regulation of transcription by RNA polymerase II; calcineurin-NFAT signaling cascade; cytokine production. The record is from RefSeq and is a predicted model, not a curated record.